Coregonus clupeaformis (lake whitefish) is the source of this 4421-nucleotide messenger RNA. RefSeq lists its product as uncharacterized. Bases 272 to 3058 code for a protein of 928 amino acids. NCBI's taxonomy places the organism in Eukaryota, Metazoa, Chordata, Actinopteri, Salmoniformes, Salmonidae. The record is from RefSeq and is a predicted model, not a curated record. The transcript has 12 exons.
GAGAGAGAAAGUGCUUUGUCAAUGUGGACACACGACGCUGGGAGCGGCAGAGAUUGAAACAAAGUUUCCAAAUAUCUCUAUCGGAAUACAAAAACAGAUUCAUUCUCUGUUGGAUUGUUUAAAAAAAAUCGAUAAUCCCUUCGUCGUAGACGGGGACACUGAAAUACAGUAAUAUUUGUUGUUUUCGUGCCUCAGAAGUUUCUUCCUCAUUUUUCAGACUUUCCACCCUUAAUGCAUUUUAGCACUGACAUUUUUGGGGAAUUAGUUAACCAUGGUGGUAAGACUGGCCCUUCACGUGGUCGCAGCAUACGCUGUCUGCCUGUCAGUGUGUCUGGUUGCGUCAGUCAGGGGAGAUCCCUGCCUCAUCAUCAGUGAGGUCAACGCAGACAACCCCAAACUGGACACCACUGAGUUCGUCGAACUCUACCACACUGGCGGUCAAAGGGUCUCACUGGAAGGCUACACCCUUGUGUUCUACAAUGGAAACGGCAAUAUAGCCUACAAAGUACUGGACCUGAAGGGCCACAUCACAGACGACCGGGGCUUCUUCCUGGUUGGCUCGGUGGACAUGCAGCCAAAACCGGCCAUCCCCCUCCCACCCAAUACCGUCCAGAAUGGCCCGGACGCCAUCGCGCUAUACCACACAUCCGCGGCACGCUACGGGGAGAAGAUGAAUGCCACAGCCGUGGGGCUGGUGGAUGCCAUCGUGUACAUGACGCGGCGGUCCGGGGGUGCGGAGGUUCUGGCCGAGACGUUGACCCCUGGGGUGCCUGCCUUCGUGGAGGAUGAGGGGGCCCAUGAGGGUGAUGAGUCCAUCGAGAGGUGCCUGGUCUCUGGGGAAAGCUGGGGCUUCCAGGUGGACCUGCCAUCACCUGGCCAACGCAACCGCUGCAUCCCCCCUGAUCCCAUCACUGCCACCACGCGUAUCAGCGAGCUGAAGCUGGGAGGGGGGCAGGUGGACGGGUUUGUGGAGUUAAGCGAGUCCCAGGCUGCAGGGCCUCUGGUGCUGCUGGUGCUGGACGGGCGGACGGACACGGUCAGCGAGAGUGUGGACGUGCACACCUCCAGGGAAGGCCUGCUCUCCAUCACCAUCGACAAGAACAACAUGAAAGGAGAUGAGUCGGGGGCAGUGGCGCUGUACAGUGGCAAGGCCUCUGACUUCCCUGUAGGCAGCCCCCUGAGCCAGACGCAGCCCCUAGAUGCCUUCGUGUUCGCUGGACCAGGAAACCAACCCAGCGCCAACCUCACAGAGACCCUUAUACCAGGCAGACAGCCCUACCAGCUCAGCGCCAGGUUUGGGGAAGGAGGCCUCUACCUCAGUCGCUGUGGUGUGGCCAGUUGGACCAGAGACCCUGGUGUAUUCUGGGAAGCGCCACAAACCCCCGGACAGCCCAACCAGUGCCCCUGGCCAAAGAUCUGCCCUCACGCCAUUGUGGUCCCUGGGGGUACAGAAGUGCCCCCUCACCUCCCUCCCUGGGGUCGGGGGGACUUUCUGAUCAGCGAGGUAAAUGCUGACAACCCGGGCUCGGCCGAGGACGGCGAGUUCAUCGAGCUGUGGCACCUGUCGGGCCGCCGCGUCUCCCUGCAGGCCUUGUGGCUCCUCCUGUUCAGCGGACACAACAGCAAGCCCUACCGCGAGAUCAGCCUCACAGGCCACUUCACCACUGCCCAAGGCUACUUCCUGGUGGGCAGUGAUAGGCUUGUCCCGGCCCCCUCGAUCCGCCUACCACCCAACACCAUCCAGAACGGACCGGACGCAGUGGCCCUGUACCGCAGCCCCUUCGGCCCGCCCUCUGCCUUUCAGACAGGGAUCCCCACCAAGGGGUUGCUAGAUGCAGUAGUGUACCGUUUGAGGGGCUCGGACAAGGACGCCCAGGAGCUGAGCGAUGCGUUGACCCCAGGACAGCUCCCCCUGCUGGAGGACCCGGAAGUGCAGCCCGGAGACGAGGCCUUGAGCCGCUGUAACGGCCUCCUGCCCGCCGACCUGUCUGCUUUCGUGGUGGCCCCACCCACACCUCUGAGGGAGAACUCUUGUCCCCGCCCACCCCCUCCCCCUGAGGGCGUGGUCAUCAGCGAGGUGGGCAGUGCCCGCUGGACCAACCACAGCCGGCAGAGGGGGUUUGUGGAGCUGCUAGGACCGCCCCUGACCUCCCUACAGGGCCUGGUCCUGACAGUGUUUGAAGAGUAUCGCACUGGUACGACCAUGGCCCUACCUCUGACCAGUAUCACUGACCACAACGGCUUCUACCUCAUCGGGAACGUCACUGGAGCAGACCAGGUGUUUCCCCAGGGGGCCACAAUUCCGGCCAAUGGAGCCGUAGUCCUGUGUUCUGACACAGUCACUGUGUGUAGAGCUGGUACCACCCUAACCAACAGCACUCUCCGAGACACCCUAGUGUUCAGUGAUGACCUGAGACUGCUCAUUAAACUCUCAGCCACCAGAGGGCAGCAGGUGAUGCCUGUACUCAGGUCAGUGGAGGAAGGUCCUGUCUCUCUCAGCCGUUGCUCCUGCUGUGAGGCGAGAAGCCCUUCCUCCUGGACCAGCUCCUCCCCCACCCCACGCCUGACCAACAUCUGCCCCAGCCCAGCCUUCUCCAGCGACAUCGACCUAUGCUUGGCGCCCCUCUCCGGUGAUUGGCAGGAGCACCCAGGAAACUGCAGUGGGCUGGUGCAGGGUCACAGUGAGAUGGAUGUGGCUGGCUACCUGGAAGAAAGAUGUCACUGUGGUAUCUCUGCCCUCUACCUGCAGGUGGCCAACUUCUCCUGUGCGGCCGGGUGGCUGCGUGUGCGGGGAAACAUCCAGGCCCUGUCGGACCACCAGAGGGCCCUCAUCCUCCAGACCUCCCCCACCCAGGGGGACACCUGCACCGGCCCGGCUACUGACCGACACAUGAGCACUGAGUCUGCCCUGGUCCUUCAUAUUGGCCUGGUGCUCGGAGCUCUACUGCUGCUGGGACUGGGAGCAGCCAUCUUUACCUACCUCUACAAAAAGAGGCGACCACUGGACUAUUACUCCAUGGAGUUGAAUGAACAUGGAGAGGGACUUUCUGAACUUUAAGUGUGUUUGUGUGUGCGUGCAUGUGAAGGAGCAUUCUUUAGCACUGGUGAGUGAAGGGAAGUUGUCCUGCCGUUUUUUUUCUUCAAACAUUGUGUUCUUCUGUCUGUGGUUUUGAAUGGGGAUCUCCCACUAGAUAAGGGACCAGCACCAUUUUUGUAAAUUGCCAUGCUUUUACAUUCCCUCCAUCAUAAUUCCCAGUUAAUGUUGCACUAGUUUUACUACUAUGUCAUAAUCAUGGUUUCACUGUUCUGUGCCUACAUUUUUUUUUGUAAUGUUCUCUUUUUAUUAAACAUAUCUGAAAGUGUAUGAAGUAACAAGACUACAAAUCUAAAAACAAUCAUGAGUUACCGGUACUGAAAGUUCUGUUGAUUUGUUUGGUUAAAAUGUGAAUGCUUGUGAUGAACCAGUGAUUAGUCUGUAACUUUUUUUUUUUUUUUGUCUUAUUUUUUACAUUUGGCAGAAUACAUGUUUACAUUCUAUUAGUUGAGGAAUAGAAAAGGAAUACGAAAGACCAUAUGGAGCCUCUCUCCUCUCCUGGAGCUAUGGAAUCCUUUAUAAGCACAAAGCCCCCCAAAACUGUUACAAAUGAUUCAAGAUUGGUCAGUAUUAAUUUGAAACUGUUUGUGUCCUAGCUGGCUUGCAAACCGCUAUUGUGCUUUUUUACUUUUAUAUGAGAUCAAAAAGGCCCGAUCUGAUGAGUAUUUUGUAGAGAAGAACUAUAGCAAUGUCUGUGAGAGCCUUGUGUGUAAAUUUGUUUUAAAUGUUCUCAGGGGGAACCUAUAUGCAGAAGCAACCAUGAAUACAACUAAUCACAUGAAAAAGGGUAUUUACUGUUAAAGAAGUAAUUAUAGGUUUGCCGAAAUGUUCAUGAUCAAAUUCAGAGCAAAAACCAGGCUGUCCUUUUGUAUUCAGUUCUAUUCUUUUCAAUCUGCUGGAAGUGCAUUGACUUUGAUCAGCUCCUUGACAUGGAAUAUAAUAAGACAGUGGUUUCCAACGAUUUCAAUGACUGCCCUACACAACACAAUCACUCCAGUCCUUUAAAGUUUAGUGGUCAUAGCACAGCCUUGUUUUUGCCCUAGAUUUGCUCUUUUUAAAAGAAUGGAACAGUUUGUGGCUUUGCUAUCAAAAUAGUUGUUAAACUGCUUUGAAAUGUCUCAUUGUUUUGUUUUCAUGGCCAAAUGUAUCUAGAUCAAUACUUUAUGUAAAGGUUAGACAUUUGAAGAAUGUGUCCUUUUAUUGCUCUUUUUAAACCACUUAAUCGUGUUAGUACAUUUCAAUUGAAUGCACUUUGGUAGAUAUAUUUUUUCAUGCCAUGUAGCUAAGUUUGUAUUCAAAUAAAUAGAUUUUUCUUUAGAUGUAUGAA